CAAAUGAAGAGUCCCGAGAAGAAACGCCGCAAGUCCAACACGCAGGGCCCCGCCUACUCCCACCUCUCGGAGUUCGCCCCGCCACCGACCCCCAUGGUCGACCACCUGGUGGCCUCCAACCCCUUCGAGGAUGACUUCAGCGCCCCCAAAGUCAGCUCGGCCUCCGCCCCCUUCCUCGGCAACCCGGGACCCUUCGGGAACUUCCGCAUGCAAGGAGCCAUGGGUCCCCAGGUGCCCCCCGGCUAUGGGGGAGGCCCCCAGCCCAUGCGGAGGCAGCCGCCCCCCUUCGGCCCCGGCCAGAUGGGCCCGGCGUUCAACAUGCCCCCCCAGAACGCCGGCUACGUCCAGCCCGGCGGGAUGGCCUUCGCCGGGCAGCCCUUCGGGCAGGCCCUGGGGCAGAACUUCAGCCCUCCCGGCGGCCAGCUCAUGCAAGGACCCAUGGGGGGCUUCGGGCCCAUGAUCUCCCCAAACAUGGGGCAGCCCCCGCGGGGAGGAGAGGUGGGCCCGGGGCCCGGCCUGAACACCCCCGGGGGCCCCCCGAUGGCCCAGCGCUUCAGCCAGCCGGCCAACAUGUUCGGACAGUCGCCGAUGCCGCGGCAGAGCCUCCCCAACCUGCCGCCCAACCCCAGCCCCUUCCCCGGCCCCGACCCGGGCUUCCCCCCCGGCGGCGAAGACAACGGCGGGGGCGGCAAGCCCCUCAACCCCCUGCAUGCCAAAAAGAUGUUCUGCCACUUAGGCACCCAGCCCACCUUCGCCCCCAACAGCGCCGGGCACGCCGGGGCGGGCACCCCCGAGGCCAACAGCCUGCCGCCCCCUCCCGGCAAGGCGUCCGGCAACCCCAGCCACCAGCCCCCGCCCGGGCUGGUGUACCCCUGCGGGGUCUGCCGCAGCGAGGUGAACGACGACCAGGAUGCCAUCCUGUGCGAGGCCUCCUGCCAGAAGUGGUUCCACCGGGAGUGCACGGGGAUGACGGAGAGCGCCUACGGGCUGCUGACCACCGAGGCCUCGGCCGUCUGGGCCUGCGACUACUGCCUCAAGACCAAGGAGAUCCAGUCGGUCUACAUCCGGGAGGGCCUGGGGCAGCUGGUGGCCGCCAACGACGGCUGAGCCGGCCGCGAGACAGGCGGCGACUCGGGCCACGGGCGGCGGGGGGCGGCGCCGGGUUUUUAUACCGCUGGACUCUCUGGGGCUCCGUCCGGGCCGCAAACACGCACACACGAGCAGCUGGUCUGUGGACGGAUACGCAAACGGCCCCGUUGCUGAUUGGCCGGAAGGAUCCCCUUCCUAACGA
This is a messenger RNA of Gekko japonicus, 1291 nucleotides long. RefSeq names its product pygopus family PHD finger 2 (gene PYGO2). The record is from RefSeq and is a predicted model, not a curated record. The transcript is spliced from 2 exons. The coding region runs from base 4 to 1107 and encodes 367 amino acids. Lineage: Eukaryota; Metazoa; Chordata; Lepidosauria; Squamata; Gekkonidae. Gene Ontology annotation, biological process: spermatid nucleus differentiation; kidney development.